Molecule: messenger RNA, 1901 nt
Organism: Abrus precatorius (Indian licorice)
Lineage: Eukaryota; Viridiplantae; Streptophyta; Magnoliopsida; Fabales; Fabaceae
Product: probable indole-3-acetic acid-amido synthetase GH3.1
Exons: 3
Coding region: 93-1901 (602 amino acids)
Cellular component (GO): cytoplasm
Molecular function (GO): acid-amino acid ligase activity
Source: RefSeq, a predicted model, not a curated record
UAUAGCUACCACCAGAACUCGCAAUCCCAAACACUUCCCUUUGCCCUUUAGCUUUCUUUUUUCUUCUGUCAUUCAAAUUUUUCAGAGCCACAAUGGCCACUGGUGCUCAGUUAUCUCCAUCCCCUCAUGGACUUGCACCUUCUUGCGAUGAUAAGAACGCAAAGGCUUUGCAGUUCAUUGAGGAUACGACCCGAAACACUGACAAUGUCCAAGAGAGGGUACUUGCCCAGAUUCUGGCCCAAAAUUCCCAGACUGAAUACCUUCAACGGUUUCAGCUCGAUGGAGCCACAGACCGUGACUCUUUCAAAUCCAAGGUUCCCGUCGUUUCAUACGACGAUUUGAAGCCCUAUAUUGAACGCAUUGCCAAUGGUGACCGCUCUCCUAUCAUAUGUGCUCAUCCAAUCUCUGAGUUUCUCACCAGUUCUGGAACAUCUGCUGGUGAAAGAAAAUUGAUGCCAACCACUGAGGAAGAUAUGGGGCGUCGUCAAUCACUUUACAGCCUUCUCAUGCCAGUGAUGAACCAAUACGUGCCUGGCUUGGACAAGGGGAAGGCUCUCCAAUUCCUAUUCAUCAAAGCAGAGACAAAGACUCCGAGUGGGUUAGUGGCACGUCCAGUGCUCACUAGCUACUACAAAAGCGUGCACUUCAAAAACAGACCCUUUGACCCUUACAACGUGUACACAAGCCCAGAUGAAGCAAUCCUCUGCCCCGAUUCCUUCCAAAGCAUGUACACCCAAAUGCUAUGCGGCCUCAUCAUGCGCCACCAAGUCCUAAGAGUCGGUGCGGUUUUCGCCUCUGGACUUCUCCGAGCCAUUGGCUUCCUCCAACUCAAUUGGCAGCAACUAACCCAUGACAUCUCCACCGGAACCCUAAGCCCCAAAAUCACAGACUCCUCCAUAACACAACGCAUGGCCCAAAUCCUGAAACCAGACCCAGAGCUCGCUAAUUUCAUCGCAAAUGAAUGUUCGGGAGAAAACUGGGAACGCAUAAUCACCAGAAUUUGGCCCAACACAAAGUACCUUGACGUGAUUGUCACUGGCGCCAUGGCACAGUAUAUUCCAACUCUCGAUUAUUACAGCGGUAGGUUACCUCUCGCUUGCACCAUGUACGCUUCUUCCGAGUGCUAUUUUGGGCUUAACCUCAACCCAAUUUGCGAUCCGUCUGAGGUUUCUUACACCAUUAUGCCAAACAUGGGCUACUUCGAGUUCUUGCCUCACGACGACUCGUCCGUGUCAACCCUGUCACGUGACUCGCCACCUCGUUUGGUCGACCUGGCUGACGUUGAAGUCGGAAAAUUCUACGAACUCGUUAUAACCGCUUACACUGGUCUAUGCCGUUACCGUGUUGGAGACAUCCUCCAAGUGACAGGGUUCCACAACACAGCUCCGAAAUUUCGUUUCGUGAGGCGAAAGAACGCGUUGCUCAGCAUUGACUCAGACAAAACGGACGAAGCAGAGUUACAAAACGCCGUUGAGAACGCCUCCGUGCUGUUAAAAGAGUUCAACACGAGCGUGGUGGAGUACACGAGCUUCGCGGACACGAAAUCCAUCCCGGGGCAUUACGUGAUUUACUGGGAACUGUUUAUGAAGGACGCGUCAAAUGCACCCAGUGAUGAAGUUCUGAGUCAGUGUUGUUUGAAAAUGGAAGAAUCGCUUAACUCGGUUUAUAGACAGGGAAGGGUCUCAGACCAUUCGAUUGGGCCGUUGGAGAUACGAGUGGUGAAGAAGGGAACGUUUGAGGAGCUUAUGGACUACUCUAUCUCGCGUGGCGCGUCGAUUAACCAGUACAAGGUGCCAAGGUGCGUGAGCUUCACACCUAUAACGGAGUUGCUAGACGCUAGGGUGGAGUCCGUUCAUUUUAGCCCGUGUGAACCGCGAUGGACCCCGGAACGGCGUCGUUGA